ACUUCCUCUGUCAGUCACAGGCUGCAAUUGUAACUGAGGGUUAGAGAUCGAUCUGUGUCUGAGAGCUCACCUUUAACACAGCACUGCAACCAAAAGAGCGUACAUCUUCUAAACCAGAUUUUCCAAGAAAUCAUGACUACCUCACUGCUGUGGUCUGCCCUUCUGAUAGCCACCUUCAUGGGGCCAAUGGGUGUGAACGCAAUUAGCAACGAUACUUCAAAAGACCUUUUUCCUGAGGCUUCGUCAAAUCAAACCAAAUCUAACCAAACCAAACAACAAAACCGUAAUCCUAGUUCUACAGUAUAUCCCAAAUCUACAGACUCUGCAGUAGUAGUAUCUGACUUAACAAUAACCCCGAAAAAACCAACCAUCACAAAAGUUAGUACAUCUGCAUUACCCACCACCACCACAGCCUGCCCGUGUGACUGCUUACAGGGCGUAACAAAAGGAGAGGAUAAAAUUGGUUUACUCGUGUUCGGGGGUCUGACUUUAGGCUGUGUGAUCCUGCUGAUCACCACCAUGAUGCUGGCUUGCAAACUGUGCCACAUCCAAAGGCACUACCGCGACUACGAGAUCUGCCAUGUCGAGACCAGCGCGGCAAACGGCAGGACGAAGGCCGACGAGCCCAACGAGUCCUCCAUCAUGAUGUCAGAGGUGUUCAACGACGAGGGGGCGGCCAGAGACGCGGCAGAGAACAACCAAUCGAAGGAGAAGGAGGAGGAGACGGCCAGCGCUGGCAGUGCCCAAAGCUCCGUGGACAAGACAGCUGCGCCUGACAAUUCCGACGCAAACGAGAGUACAGCCAACAAGGUCACCGCCGCCAACAAGGCCGAACAACCUGAGAGCAGCGUCAAGGAGGCCACCAAGAGCACUGCCGCCGCUAGCACCGCCGCCGCCGACAACAAGGCCAAGGACGAGACGGACGAGACGGACGAGACGGACGAGACUGACGAGACGAAGAACGUGGCAGAUGAAAACAAAAGCAACACAAAGGCGGCCACAGCUGUGGAGUAGAGCGCCACUGUAGCUUAAAGACUGAUGUGGACUGAUGUGGGCUGAUGUGGGCUGAUGUGGACCUGAGUUACGAUGCUCUGCAGUGUUACUGAGCCAACACGCUGGCCCUGAAUUCUGAAUGGACUUUUCUUUAUUAUCAUACGUCAAGAGCUCUACUUGAUUUCCUACAUAUGUCUGGUUAAAAUGGCACUUAUCUGUGAAUAUUUUUUUUUAAUUUCAAUAAUGUAAUGUUGGCAUUGCGUAUUUUAAUUGCGUACUUUAAUUCAGGUUUAUUUAAGUACUAGAAAUGAGAAAAAAGCCUGAUGAAUGUAGUAUACAAUCAUGUACAAUGAUGUAAUUACAUCAUAUUUUCUAGAAUAAACUUUUCUUUGCAGAGAAA
Messenger RNA from Alosa alosa (allis shad), 1393 nucleotides. RefSeq lists its product as uncharacterized. Bases 133 to 1014 code for a protein of 293 amino acids. The record is from RefSeq and is a predicted model, not a curated record. The transcript has 2 exons. NCBI's taxonomy places the organism in Eukaryota, Metazoa, Chordata, Actinopteri, Clupeiformes, Clupeidae.